AUGGCGUCCCAAACUCAACAAGGCGAUUUCUGCCUUGAAUGCAACUGGGAAGCUUUCCACAUUGAUGGCAAGGAGGGGGUAGAUUCCACGGAUAAUGUUCUUCAACAUCAUUGGGACUGUUCAAGUCAUGAGACCCCGACACCGCUGCCUCAUUGUGAAGUCGAUGAGGCCUGCUGUGAUGUAGAUGACUGCGCGCUAGACUUUACUCACUGCGAGAAUGACAACUGCGCUGAUGAUAACUGCGACGAUACCCACUGCGGCGAGGAUCAUUGUACUACCAACUGCGAAGAGGAUCACUGCGAGGACAACCACUGUGAAAAUAUCGACAGUCUGUGCUUCGAAGAUCACUGCUGUGACGGUACCGUGACUCAAGACUGCGGCUUUGACGGUCUGUUUGGACUCAACGCUCCGCUAUCGCUAGAUACAGGGAUUUUCCCUUCCACUGCAAUGGGAAAUCAUUCCGGUGGUCAUCCAACAAAAGCCAUGCCGUGUCCUCUCCCUGGUCUUGUCGACCCGUAUCAACAGCAAAACUUCCUAUCCUCAUAUCAAACCCAUGCCACCCACUGUGAGCAAGAGGUAUCCAACCACUUCGAGUGCCAUGAUUUCCAGAAAGAUUGGCAAGGGAUGUUUGUGGCGCCUCCCCUACCCACACAGACCGAGGUCAACCCAGCGGAUGUUUUCCACAUGCUUGGUAUGUGUUCCGACUUCUCGAUAUGCCAAGAUCAACACGUACCUCAGCCCCAGGACGGUCUCAAUGCCUUCGAUAAACCCAAAAUCGGCACAUCAGAGGCAUUCAAUUGCUUCCACCCUGGACAUCAUCAUGUCCAUAGCCAUUUCAAAAACCCUAAUGAUUUCAACCUGCAAACCAUGCGCAAAGGACCUCACCGCAACCAUCACCGCUGCCGACCCCACACACAUGCUCAUUCCCACCCAUAUUCCCCUUAUUCACGACAGUCUCGCUCAAGCAUCAGCUCCCAUCUCAUUUCCAGCCCAGGGGAGACCCCGCCACCGCUUGAGGGUGAUGCCUCGUCCGUCCUUACCACACCGGACUUUUCUCCCGCUGACAGUAAGCUGCAUAUCUGCAAGUGGGUAACGGAUGUUCAUGGAAUCAAGGCUGCUUGCGGUGCUACAUUUGCCGAUUGUGGUGCUCUUCAAGAGCAUCUCGUUGCCAGUCAUAUGAAUACCGUAAAUGGUGCCAAGGGCAAUGGGUACUACUGCUGCUGGGAAGGAUGUCAUCGUCCAGAUGAGCCCUUCUCCCAGAAGUCCAAGCUUCAAGGCCAUUUCCUUACACACAGUAAUUAUAAGAAUUUUUCGUGCUCGAAACACAUUCGCGAACCCACACUGGCGAAAAGCCUUUCAAAUGCACCUGGCCAGGAUGCAGCUUCACCACGGGCGACUCUUCGAAUAUGUCUAGUCACAGACUUACGCACGGGGAGCGAAGACAUAAAUGCCUUUUCCCAGGGUGCAGUAAGAGCUUCACACGUCCUGACCAAUUGA
Molecule: messenger RNA, 1497 nt
Organism: Penicillium griseofulvum
Lineage: Eukaryota; Fungi; Ascomycota; Eurotiomycetes; Eurotiales; Aspergillaceae
Exons: 7
Coding region: 1-1497 (498 amino acids)
Source: RefSeq, a predicted model, not a curated record